This is a messenger RNA of Metschnikowia bicuspidata var. bicuspidata NRRL YB-4993, 719 nucleotides long. RefSeq lists its product as uncharacterized. The transcript has a single exon. Bases 94 to 573 code for a protein of 159 amino acids. The record is from RefSeq and is a predicted model, not a curated record. Lineage: Eukaryota; Fungi; Ascomycota; Pichiomycetes; Serinales; Metschnikowiaceae.
GGUUUAAAACCAGGCCGUGAGGCCCGGGGAGGAAGCGCCGCAAAUACCCGCCCAUGCACGUGACGUCAAGUUUUUGGGCUCUUCCUCCUAGUGAUGAAGUCUCGGUUUCCUUGUCCAUUUUCUUGUGGGAAGGAGAGCCUUUGGCUCCACUUUAAGGUGGGGGCCCCAGUGCGGCUGCUCCAGCCAUGUGGCCCCGUGCGCAAGUCAAUUCUCCCUGCGGCCGGCCCAAUUUUCCCCUUGCGGAUGGGCCUUUUUUUUUUGCUUAUGGGCAGGCCUUAUUUCCCUAUAGGGACCCUUUCUGGCCCUACGGACUGGCCCUCUCACUGCGACCAGGCAUCAGGCACAGGCGCGCCGUUUGCAGCCGGUGUCGAUUAUGGCAGAGCACACCACAAGAGCUGGUGCUCCCAAAACUUGCAGGUCCGUAUUGAAUUCCCAAAAAAGAGGAACAGUGAAAAUGUCACCGGAAUCUGCUGGGUAUUAGACAUGCACUCACAGCACACUUGGGUCCCAUGGUCGCCUCGACUGUGGCCCGGCACCCUUGAUUUUCGGUUUUCGAAUACUUUGUAUCGGUGAAGAACCAUUGGGCUUCGGCUUCCUUCCACAAGGCCUUUUCCGGCCUCACAACACCUCCGGUUCUACGCACCGCUCCACACCUACCGUUUAAAACACGAGCUCAAUAGUGCAAUAUUGCCUCUGCAUGGGAACCUUCACGCUCAGCG